Messenger RNA from Aspergillus novofumigatus IBT 16806, 1990 nucleotides. RefSeq lists its product as uncharacterized. The transcript has a single exon. The record is from RefSeq and is a predicted model, not a curated record. Bases 386 to 1513 code for a protein of 375 amino acids. Lineage: Eukaryota; Fungi; Ascomycota; Eurotiomycetes; Eurotiales; Aspergillaceae.
CACACUUCUUGUCAUCACGUCUUCUCCCAUCACCUUUCCUGUGUUCCGCUUCCUUCCUCUUCUUUCGUCCCAAUUCCUCUCCUUCUCCUCACCUUUCAUCUCUCAUCUCCCAAAGUCUCUCCAACAACACACGACCGUCGUCUGAUAUACCUCAUUACUUCUCUUCUCCGAGCCCUUUGACAACCACCGCCUUCUCCGCAUCUCUUUUCUUCUCAUCGACGUCACUCAACCAUCUUGCUUUCAUCUGCAGGUUACUCUAGCUUGUUUGUUAUAGCUCACUUAACAGGACAGAACGCAACAGUUUCGGAUUCUCCCUCCUAACCACCUUCGCAAGUCUCUCGCCAUGUGCCCAAUGCUCCUCAGUGGUCUUGCGGAUGGACCCGCCAUGGUCCUAUCCCCUCGCCAGGAACACGCUUUUGUUCAGUUCCCUCGCCAGUCGCAGCUCGACUCGGCCUCUGCCGCGUCUCACAAUCCAUUCUUCAGGAAUGGCGUGCACUCCCAGGCCGCCUCGUCGUUCUCCAACAAUGUCUUCUCCGUACCGAAGCUGGCCAACACUGCAGCCAGUUCUUCCCGAAUUUCGCGCAAGAGAUCGCGAGAUGAAGCCGAGUUUGAGGAAGCCCUCAAUGCUUCGAGCGCGCCUCCAGUAGCCGCGCCAGCGCCAGCGUCCAAAGAGGAGCCUAUCUAUGGGGAGGGCAUGGCACUUAUCAAUCCUCGCACCGGCAUGUCGCUUUCUGCAGAGAGCCAGACAGGCACUUGGUACGAAGAACAGCUUGAAAACGCCGCUGCCACGGCGGCUCCUGUGUCGUCGCGGUCCCAGGCCAGUUCGUCCGAACUCCACAGCCGCAAGUCGCAGCGUCUCGACCCAUCCGCCUCCCGUGUCGACGACAUCACGCUCGCCCACAUUCAACGAAGACUUCACGAGACAACCGACGACGACAACCGCCGCCUCCCCCACGCCGGAGCCCGCACCAGCCCCCUAACCCCGAACGAACCCCAGGUUGACGACGCAACCCACCUCCUCGGAAUCAGCUGGCAACGAAUCUCUACCGACGAUGUCGACAUGGCGGCCGCCGUGCGUGGCUGGAAAAAGUACAUCGACAAGCAAUUCGCAGCGUACCUACUGGACUCGCAGAUCCUCAUGAAGAACCGCGCGCUCAAUGCGUACCUGGUCACAGCGCGGCCAAUCACCCCUGCCGGACCGGCCAUCGCCCCUGCCUUCUAUCUCUUCAGCGAAGACCUCAGCCAGGCUCAGCUUGUGGCCUCCUCUUGGGAACAAUGCGUGCACAAUCUCCGCUCGGUUCCCGUAGUCUUUGAGCAAAAUCAAGUACUCAACGCUGCAGACAGACAAUCCAAUAACAACAAUAGCGGCCCAGGCGUUCUAGGCCUGAACGCCACCACAGAACCGGGCCUUCCGCUCCUGCAAACGAUGUGCGCCCAGCCAGUCAGCAGCGACAUGUGCGCGGGAUUGAACAAUAGCGUAGGAAUGGCGACGGGGAUGGAAAUUGAUACUUAAAUCAAGCAGUUCACCGACGACACAACAGCUAACGACACCUCUACGACGACGACCCAGAGCCGCUUUCGUUCUCGCUUUCGCGUUUCGGUUCCGCAUUUUCCACCGCGGGUUUCAACCACCAUCUAACCAUUUCUGGUAGUUCUUUAACAUCUUCGGCCCGUUGGCGUGGUUAUUUAUCGUAAUUUUUGCGUCUCUUUUUUCGGAGUUGCAUUUGUGGGUUCUUUCCUUUCUUCUUCUUUUUCAUGUGUUAUUUCUUUUUUUAUUUCUAUCUCUUCCAACAUCGAAUAUGAAAUGUUGCAAAUCUGAAAUGAAGCCCGGGGAGGGGAAAUAAAGAGGGCUGUAGUGGACGUCAUGCUUUCGUAUCUUACCAUUUUGCCUGUUUGUGCUUUAUGAUUUGUGUUUAUGCCGAUCAAUCAUUCCCAUCUAGCAAAGAAAAAUAGGGAAAAAACAAAUUAAAUAAAAACCAAUUCUUCCAGA